Molecule: messenger RNA, 233 nt
Organism: Dentiscutata heterogama
Lineage: Eukaryota; Fungi; Glomeromycota; Glomeromycetes; Diversisporales; Gigasporaceae
Source: the annotation of a GenBank genome assembly
GCUUUCGGCCUGCGAACUCGACUGGCCCCCAUGGCUUAUAUCCUACUAUACUGAUUGUUGCACCUGACGCUCGCCGCUUAGGUACACUUUUAGCAAAAGCCAUGAAAUUAAUGCUUAUCUCAUUUCAUGGCAUACCUCACAAAGUUGAAUCAUUUCGAUGGUAUAAAUUUCGUCGCCUUUUAGGCUAUGAAAUUAAUGUUUAUCUCGUUUCAAAUUACUGUUUACAAGUUUAA